Molecule: messenger RNA, 2246 nt
Organism: Brassica napus (rape)
Lineage: Eukaryota; Viridiplantae; Streptophyta; Magnoliopsida; Brassicales; Brassicaceae
Exons: 2
Coding region: 627-2114 (495 amino acids)
Source: RefSeq, a predicted model, not a curated record
CGUCAAUGGGCAGAGGCUAAAACCUUACUUCACAGAUGCAAAACCCGAAGAAGGAACCAACAUUCCUUUAUCGGAACCCGAUCUCGCCUAAGGACAACAAAAUAGUCAGGCUCGCGACUUUAAACAAGCGCUGACUGGGAGGCAACCCACAUGGUUUGAUUUUCUUUCUCUUUUGUGAUUAUGUUUUCUUGUGUGAAUUGAUUUUUGGUUGUGUUUUUAGAUGAUUUUUAGGCAUGUAUCACGAUCAGGCAUAGAUCGAUCCGAAAGAAACAGAACGGCGAUCCAGGUAAGGGAUCGGUCGAUCCGGUAUACGCAGAUCGGUCGAUCCGUGCAUAAGAUCGGUCGAUCCUAAGAGUACGGAUCGGUCGAUCUAAGGUAAGUCUUGCCCGGUUUGAUUUCACUCAAUUUAAACCGGAAAACACCCACAAAAGAUCCCACUCGCGAAAAUCAGAUCAAAACACUCAUAAUUUCAUCUUCCUCUCCUCUCAAACUCUCUCAAACCUCUAAAGAACAUGCAAAUCGAUUUUCAUCAUAUCUCAACCGAUUUUUGUAAUUCUUGGUGCUAAACUCAUUAGUUUUUCAAGCUCUAUCCAUUUCUACCAUCAGUUUUCAUCAAGACACAGAUAAUGCCUAAGAGACAGAAGAAGCAGAGUGAGCGUGGGGAUUCCUCGGUACAGACUGCUAGGCUCAGCACAAAGGGCAAGUUCCGAAAGACGGAUAGGUCUCAUCCUGCGAAUCGAGAGAUAACCCAGCAGUGGGAUAUACAUGAUGAUGAUUUCUAUGAGCAGAUGAGGGGAGUGGAAAUAUGUCCGUCGCGCUUCGCUCACAGAGACACUACAGAUGCAUUGGGGAUAACCGAGGAUAUUGAAGCCUUGUUCGAGAAGAUUGGCCUGGGAUACAUCUUCGAUCUUCACUGUGAUUGCUAUGCUGACUUGACCAGGCAGUUCCUCGCAUCAGCCCGCCUCUACCAUCCUGACGAGGACAACCCAGUUGCUGAUAAGGCGAUGUUCUCCUUCAUUGUGAACAGGCAGUUCCACUCCAUGACCAUCUUUCAGCUGUGCGACGUCUUUGGGUUCGGGAAAGGACGUCAAUCUUGUGUUCCUGACUUCCCGGAACACAAUGAUUUCUGGACAUUCAUCGCUUCAGGAAACUUCAUCUCUCGAGAGGCCAAGCAAGCGAGAAUACGUAGCCCUGUUCUGCGAUAUGCAGUGAGAGUGAUCAGCAGUGUUAUCUAUGGGAAGACGGAACCCGCUGCAGUGACAAAAGAUGAGCUAGCUCUUCUGUUCAUCGGGGCUGGACACCUAUGGCCUCAAGGCGCGGACAUUACCUAUGUUAGCGGGAAGGACAUAAACAUAGGAGCUGUGAUCGCGGAGAAGCUUGCGUACUUCAAAGUUUCAGAUACGAAGAGAUGUGGGUUUGGAGCGGUUAUCACACAGAUCUUAAGGCAUUGUGGAGUGUUUCUUCCACCUGUUGACAGAGUGGUGGAUAAGAAGGGGAUGUAUCAGAACUUUUUCGACAUGAGAGCACUCAUUAGCAGCCACUACCUCACCGGCCCUUGGCGAGGAAGCAUCGACAAGUCCGCCCCUCAUAUCUACCAGUUCCAGAACCAACAAGGGAGAGAGCAAUUUGUCAAGCUACCCGAUACCGCCAUCACCGAGCUGACUGAUCCAGGUGCUAUCAUAUUUCUACCACCGCCUGCAUCUCUCUGCACCAGACCCGCGACACUGAAGAAGAAAGGAGUCGCAUCAUCAUCGACACACCAGCAGACACCACAUGAUGAUAUAGAGGAGGAACCUGAAGAUGAGGAAAGUCUUUUCCCCACGGAUUUCACUCCGUAUAUGCUGCCACCAGCACCUCCCGCUACUGCAUCCGCUGCUGAGAUCAACGCUUGGUCGAUCAAGAGCCAUCAAACCAACAACUCCAUACUGCUGAAGAUGUGGAAGGGAAUCUGCAACAUUAAGAAGGGAUGCGCAUCACAGCCAGCUGUUUCUGGAGAUAGCGAUGACGACUCAGGCGCUCACGACACCGCUGCUGGACCUGAGGCAGCGGAGGACUCUGAUGAUGAUGGAGCCUUGGAGAGGCGCUCCAAGAGGCGUACUGACCGCAACGCCUGAUCGGUAAUCUCUCUUGGAAUUAUUUUCACACCGAGACGGUGUGAAGUAAGUCUGGGGGAGGAUGCUACUUAUGUACCAUAUUGCUUUUAUUUCUUUUAUUUUCUUAGUUUAUCGGAUUUGAUUGUGUUUUAA